GAUAAAAACCCAGUUUGUUCGGGAAAUUGGAAUCCCAUGUCGAUCGCGAGAAACGCACACUUUGCUGCUUCUUCCUCUCUUCCUUGGCAAUUCAGGAGACAAGAACUGAAAUCAGUAGAUCCAGAGGCGAAACAGAGUGGUACUGCGGCCUGUUGAGCUGAUAAUAUAGAUCUGAGCUUGGCGCUUCUUCAAUUACGUAGAUCUCUUUGGUAUGCAUCCGUUGGCAUUGGAAGCCUGAGAUUUAGAUUGAAUUCGGAUUCUGCUGUGAUUGAUCCGAACACCGGUGCUUGUACAAUUUGAUAAGUUCGUGUGGCUGACUGAAACUUCGGUUUCUAGGUGGUGAAGUCGAACUCUCGUGUGCGGUGGUAUCUUCGUUCGUCGUUCUAUCAAUCAAGAUGGUUGUGCUUGCAGCUUCUAUUGUAACCAAGUCUGGGAAAGUUCUUGUCUCUAGGCAGUUUGUGGACAUGUCUCGUAUACGGAUUGAAGGUCUUCUGGCUGCAUUCCCCAAGUUGGUGGGUACGGGAAAGCAGCAUACAUAUGUUGAGACUGAGAAUGUGCGCUAUGUGUACCAGCCAAUAGAGCUUAUGUACUUACUGCUCGUGACAAAUAAGCAGAGCAACAUUCUUGAAGAUCUAGAGACUCUUCGGCUCCUCUCUAAGCUGGUACCCGAGUAUGCUAUGUCUCUUGAUGAAGAGGGUAUUUGCAAGACAGCUUUCGAGUUGAUUUUUGCCUUUGAUGAGGUCAUCUCCCUUGGGCACAAGGACAAUGUAACUGUUGCCCAGGUGAAGCAGUACUGUGAGAUGGAGAGUCAUGAAGAGAAAUUGCAUAAGCUAGUAAUGCAGAGCAAGAUCAAUGAAACCAAGGAUGUCAUGAAGCGAAAAGCUAGUGAAAUUGACAAAAGCAAGCUUGAAAAGAAUAGGGGCGAGAAGGGAGGGUUCAUGUCAUUACAAUCAAUGGGCUCUGGAAGAAUCGAGAGUAGCUUCAAUGAUAUGAAUCUUUCUAGCAGUGGAAGUGGCUUUGGAAGUGGUUCUGGGUUUGGAUUGAACACUGAUGUCGACUCGUUCUCCAGCAAGUCAAAAGGUUUGUUCUGCAUCUUGUGCUACUUGUGUGACUUUAUUGGUUAUCUUGUCUUUAGGUUGGCUGAUCAUUGUGAGUUGUGUUUGUAAGUUGCUGUUUUCUGAACAGGAGUGGUUUCCUAUUGUUUCACUUUCCUUUCAAAACUUUAUGUGGUUGAUGCUACUUGUGCUGCUAAUUUAAUUUUGCUGUUUAGUUAGUUUGACUCAUUUACUGGGCGGAACAUUUCUCAACACUUUGCUUGGUGAUGCCAGGUCGUCCACCUUCAUCUGCUACUGCACCUGCUAAAGGUCUUGGCAUGCAACUUGGUAAAACUCAAAGGACAAACCAGUUCUUGGAGUCUUUGAAGGCAGAAGGUGAAGUCAUCAAUGAAGAAGUGCAACCAAGUGCAGGUCAAGUAAGAACCGUUGCUGCACCACUAACUGACCCAAUCACUCUUAAUGUGGAGGAGAAGCUGAAUGUCACUCUGAAACGGGAUGGUGGAAUAAGCAACUUUGAUGUUCAAGGGCAAUUGUCACUUCAGAUUCUUAACCAGGAAGAUGGGCUGAUCCAAGUUCAGAUUGAAACCAGCCGGAACCAAGGCGUCAUUUUCAAGACUCACCCUAACAUGAACAAGGAACUAUUUGCAAAUGAGAAUAUUCUGGGCUUGAAGGACCCAAAUAGGCCUUUUCCUACUGGUCAAACUGGUGAUGCUGCUGGCGUUGGUCUUUUGAAGUGGAGAAUGCAAAGUGGAGAUGAGUCAAUGGUGCCACUAAUAAUCAACUGCUGGCCCUCUGUGUCCGGAAACGAGACAUAUGUCAGCAUUGAAUAUGAAUCUUCGUCCAUGUUCGAUCUGCAGAAUGUGUUCAUCUCAGUUCCUCUUCCAGCUCUAAGAGAGGCACCACGUGUUAGGCAGGUCGAUGGCGAGUGGAGGUUUGAUUCCCGAAAUUCUGUUUUGGAAUGGUCUAUUCUUCUUAUCGAUAACUCGAACCGCAGCGGAUCAAUGGAGUUUGUUGUACCUCCAGCAGAUACGUCAGCUUUCUUCCCCAUUUCUGUCCGAUUCUCAGCUGCUAGUACAUACAGUGACGUGAAGGUUGCCACUGUCAUUCCUCUCAGAGGCGGAGCUCCUCCAAAAUUCUCCCAGAGGACGCAGUUGGUUACAGAGAAUUACCAAGUAGUCUGAUAACUUCAGUCCGUCUCAUUGAGUCGAAUAGCCUUUUUUUUAUAAUUUUCGGCUUUUAGAUGAUGCAUUCGUCGAGUAUUGAAAGCUGGAGGAGUGGGGUGAAAGAGACGUUUAUAUAAUCCGUAAGAUUCAUUUGUCAAUUUUGAGAAUUCUGAGAUCUGGUGCCUCUUGUGUUCGUUUUUUGUUCCCGGUUGUACAAAUAGUUUCAUGGUGGUAGGCUUCUUCUCCAUCAUCUUCAGAACAUCGUCAAUUGUUAUGUACCUUGGGUCCUCAUAUAUUUUACUAAGAUCAUUAAUCAAGCUGCUUGUAGAAUGAUAAUGACUAAGAAUCUAAGAUCAUUGCUCGAAUCCCAAGUGGGUAGGGAUUGGAUAGAGACUGUCUUUGAUCUUACUAGUUGGCAACUUAAUGAAAGCUUGUUUUACCAA
This is a messenger RNA of Linum tenue, 2661 nucleotides long. Lineage: Eukaryota; Viridiplantae; Streptophyta; Magnoliopsida; Malpighiales; Linaceae. The record is from the annotation of a GenBank genome assembly.